Messenger RNA from Acanthosepion pharaonis, 2205 nucleotides. The record is from the annotation of a GenBank genome assembly. Lineage: Eukaryota; Metazoa; Mollusca; Cephalopoda; Sepiida; Sepiidae.
AUGUUUUUCCAGUCUUCAAGAAUAUUUGGAGAGACAACAAAAUUUGUCACUUUACCUGAUGGGGUUUUCCCAACCAGCUUACUCUGGUCUCCAAAAGAUGUAGUUGCUGGGAAGAAAGUUGGAUAUGAUGUCUUUGUUUUAACAUCCACAGAUGGUAAAAUCCAUUACAUAAAUAGAGCAGGUCGUUUAGAGAAAAGCACUGAUGCUCAUAAAGGGGCUAUACUCUGUGGUCGAUGGUCACCAAAUGGAGAAGAUUUUGCUACUGCUGGAGAAGAUGGCUUGGUGAAAAUUUGGUCAAAGCAACGAAUGUUACGUUCCACUCUUGUACAAAACAGUACCCCUGUUUAUUGCUUGGCUUGGGCUCCUGACUCCAAACAAUUAGUUUUCACCAAUGGCAAGCACCUAGUCAUUAAAGGGCAGCAUGGAGGUUCAAAACCUAUUAUGUGGAAAGGUCAUGAUGGCCUUAUCUUAGUACUUGAAUGGAAUUCAGUCAAUGGUCUAAUUCUGUCAGGGAGUGAAGAUUGCAAAUACAAGAUAUGGGACUCUUAUGGACAGCCUGUUUACAGUAGCCUUGCUUAUGAUUAUCCAAUAACAUCUGUGGCUUGGAAUCCAAAUGGAGAACUUUUUGUGGUUGGAUCUUUUAAUAGCCUGCGGUUGUGCGAUUGCAGUGGAUGGUCAUAUACUUUGGAGAAACCAAAUACAGGAAGUAUCUUCUCUUUAGCAUGGUCGUCAGAUGGAACUCAAAUCUCUGGAGCUUGUGGCAAUGGUCAUGUUAUCAUUGGGCACUUAAUUGACAGGCACCUAGAGUGGAAAAACUUUGAUGCAACUGUCAUUAGCAACUAUCAAAUCAAUGUGCGAAAUGUUCUCAGUGAUACAAAAGAAAUGCUGGAUUUUCGGAAUCGCAUUAUCAAAGUUUCAUUUUCAUUUGGCCAUCUUGUGGUUGCUACUGCUUCCCAGUGUUAUAUAUACAGUAUCAAGAACUGGAACACACCACUAAUAUUUGAUCUCAAAGAAGGCUGUGUCACCCUUAUUGUCCAAGCUGAAAAACAUUUCUUGUUGGUUGAUGGCUUAAAUGUAAGCAUUCACUCGUAUGAUGGCCGUCUGGUUAGUCCUAUCAAGUACAGUGGAAUGAGGGCAGAACUCAUGAAUAACUUAACUGCCUCUCUCAGUAAUGAUACACUUGCUAUUCGAUCCAAGCAAGAUGAAAAGGUUAUCCAUGUUUUUGAUACUAACUCUGGAAGGCUGGUUGGAGAUGGUAAACCAAUUUCACACCAGUUAGAGGUUGUAGAAGUAGCUCUUGAUCAGUCAGGACCAUCAAAUGAAAGACGACUUGCAAUUGUCGAUAAAAACAGAGACCUUUACCUUACUACAGUAAGGGUUUUUGGAAAAGGCUGCAAAUUUUUGAAAUUAGGAACAAUGAUUCAAUCCCUGGCAUGGAAUAAUUCUUGUAAUAUGCUUGCUGCAUUGUCUGAUGACCGGCUGCUUAUUUAUUGUUAUCCCAAUGCUAUCUAUGCUGAUAAAGACUUAUUACCAAGUGUGAUUGAUGAAAGGGAUUCAAGUGAAUUUGGCAAGCAACCUUGGAUUCUCCAGUUCUCAGACAACCAAGUUGUAAUGCGUCGUUCUGAAGGCUCUCUUGUUAGCACAGCCAUAACACCUUACCCAGCCAUUCUUCAUGAGUAUGUCUCUGCUGCAAAAUGGGAAGAUGCUGUCAGGCUUUGCCGGUUUGUAAAGGAGGACAUGCUAUGGGCAUGUUUAGCAGCAAUGGCAGCAUAUGCCAAAGAACUUUCAACUGCUGAAGUUGCUUAUGCAGCUUUAAAAGAGGCAGACAAGAUACAAUAUAUUAUGCAUAUCAAAAACAUUCCUGUGAAAGAGGCUCGUAAUGCUGAAAUGGCCUUGUUUUGUGGCAAUAAUCAGGAUGCUGAAGCAAUUCUUUUGCAAGCUGGCCUUAUCUUUCGAGCUAUUCUUUUGAAUAUAAAAAUUUAUAAUUGGAACCGUGCUCUUGAACUGGCUUUGAAGCAUAAGACACACAUCGAUACAGUUCUUGUCUAUCGGCAGAAAUACCUCCAAAAAUUUGACAAGCAGGAAUCAGAUAAAAGAUUUCUGCAGUAUGGUGAAGGAGUUGAACUUAACUGGGAUAAAGUCAGAACCAAAAUGGACUUUGAAUAUCAGAAGGAAAAAGAACAUUUUUCAACAGCUAAAGCUUGA